CCACAGCGUUGGUUUCCUCACAUGCUUCUGCCCGUCUAGACACUGCACAACUUUCUUUAUGAUACAUACAACUCACUCAUUCAUUCAAUACAUACAGAUCCAAUCCACACACACAGUCACACAGUCAUGAUUUCAUGGCGUAUAAUUUGCAUCCGUGAAUCCAUUUGCAUUUCCAUUGAGUUUCUCUGAUAAUCCAUUGCUUGCCACUUCUAGCGCGGUAUUCUAUUGCAGUAGUUUAACGAUAAUGGAGAAGUGAAGCUGAUAUUUGCAUUGUGAUUCUCGUAAAUAUACAACUGAAGAUGAAUCGGAGCUUUAGGGAAUCUGCGAUCGGCGACAGCCGGAAUUUUCCUCUAGCGCCGUUGUCUCAGCAUCGUCGAGGUCUCAGCCUCAACGGACUCUCCAACUUUAAGAACUCCGCCAACAAUAACUUGGAUCUCUUCUCCAAAAAUCGUCACAGUCUGCCUCUUGCCGCCUCCGAUAAUUCCGAUGCAUCAGUGAAACUUGGGAGACUCUCAGUUGGAUCAGCGAAACAGGGGAAGAGUGGAUUGGAUGAUCUAUUGUCAUCAACGGAUGGUGGCGGAAAGCAUGAUUAUGAUUGGCUUCUCACUCCUCCUGGAACUCCUAUUGUUCCUUCAAUGGAUGGAAACGAAUCACAACAAGCUUCUGUGGCUCCAAGAGGCAGUUCAAGGGUUAGAUCGACCUCUACGAACAGAGGCUCAAGGCUUUCAGUUUCUCAGUCAGAGAGCAACCAUCCUAAAAGACCAACUCGCAGCAGUUCGGUGACUCGUCCUUCUGUCACAAGUUCCCAUUUUACUAUGAACUCAAACAAAUCAACCUCCAUUCUUAACACAAGCUCUGCUUCGGUCUCAUCUUAUAUUAGACCAUCUACUCCUACCAGCCGCAAUUCAUCAAUUACAAGACCGUCGACGCCUACUGCCCGUUCAACAGCCUCAAGACCUUCAACUCCUUCUAAACCUCGUGCUUCCCCCAGCACAUCUUCCUCUGAUAAACCAAGACCAUCCAUAAGCUCACGACCUUCUACUCCGACUUCUAGGCCACAAGUCCCAGCAAAUUUGAAUUCCCCUGCAGCUCGGUCCACAUCAAGGCCAUCAACACCAACUCGUCGGAGCCCAGCACCAUCUAUAUCUCCAGCCUCUGGACCUUUAGCCUCAAUUGGGCGUGCUAUCCCAAACGGACGCAAUGUUGCUUCAGUGUCCCGUCCAAGUUCCCCUAUUCCACGUGUUCGCGCCCCUCCACAGCCUAUUGUCCUCCCAGAUUUUUCACUUGAAACGCCACCAAACUUGCUGACAACUUUACCAGACAGGCCACUAUCUGCUGGUAGGUCCAGGCCUGGUCUGGGCCUCACUGUAAAAGGGAAUGUGGAGUCCACAAGUGCUUCAACUUCACUUAGGAGACAACAAUCACCCGUGGUUACGAGGGGAAGACAUACAGAACCCAUUGGAAGGGGUCGGAUGCCUGCCAAUGGGCAGCUAAGUGAUGCAGUUGACACUCGCAGAGAGCUUUCAACCCGGAAACCUUUGAAGACAUCCACAGAGAGCACAGGGUUUGGCCGGAAUAUAUCAAAGAAAUCUCUGGAUAUGGCUAUUAGGCAUAUGGUAAGUCUAGCCUCAAUCUUAACUUUUGUGGUUUCUUUAUCUGUUAUAUAAGCAACGUGAGGUUUAAAUAUUGCAUCCUCAAAAACGUGUAGCUUCUCCGUCCUCUUGUAAUUAACCCUUGAAGAAAAGCUUCAAGCAAUCAAUUUCAUCUUCAAACUAAGGUUUGAUUCUAUUUUCUUUCGACCGAACUGGCAAUUCCGUUAAGAAACUUAAGCCUAUGUAUCAAGAAUCUUUGCUUCAUGCUAUUGACGGUGUUAAAUUGAUACCACGACAUAUUGCGUGGUUAACUUCAACUAGCACAAUAGUGAGAAGAAUAUAUUACAUUGUGUUCCCAGUUCAUAAAUAUCAGUGUUGGUUCUUUAUAAUUAUUAUUAAUUAUCGGUGUAAUGGUGCAAUCAUUUUGCUGGCAUCCGUGCUCGAUGUGUAUAUAUAUUUCUUUUGGGCGUUGGAAGUGGCAGUCAGGAGUUAUUGCAUUUUC
Olea europaea var. sylvestris is the source of this 2094-nucleotide messenger RNA. RefSeq names its product sialidase-like. Bases 300 to 1667 code for a protein of 455 amino acids. NCBI's taxonomy places the organism in Eukaryota, Viridiplantae, Streptophyta, Magnoliopsida, Lamiales, Oleaceae. The transcript has 4 exons. Gene Ontology annotation, cellular component: cortical microtubule. Gene Ontology annotation, biological process: cortical microtubule organization. The record is from RefSeq and is a predicted model, not a curated record.